Molecule: messenger RNA, 1638 nt
Organism: Soboliphyme baturini
Lineage: Eukaryota; Metazoa; Nematoda; Enoplea; Dioctophymatida; Soboliphymatidae
Source: the annotation of a GenBank genome assembly
CUGCUAGAAAUUGGAUCGUUUAAUAAGAACCCGAUUGGCUUCCUGCCGACUCCUCCUGUGUUUGGACGGACCAGCAGCGAGGCUGAUUGCAUCUUCGAUGGCCGGUGUGCGUGGUUCAAUGUUCGCGGUGAUAAUUUCGACUGGGACAUUAUCACAGAGAAAGUCAACCCGAUUAUGUGGCAACAAGCGACGAAGACAAAGGGGACACCAGACGGUGGCUUUGCCAUGCUUUCGCCACAGACAAUGGGAGACCUUGGAUACGGUGAUCUGGUCAGUCUUCCGUUUUACUGCCAGCAAGGAGACGGUGCGCUGUCUUUCAACUAUUGGAAGUCAGGAAGUGUACAGCCUGAGAUUUGCGUCGUGUUGCUUGGACAGAAGGUACCACUAUUUUGUCGUGGAAUACAGGCAGAAGACCCUCUGGGUCGUUACACCGUCCCAAUACCUGGACCAAUUCAACGACCAUACCAGUUAGUUAUCCGAGGAACCAGCCAGAAGGUCGGACGGAACAACUUCAUCGCAGUUGACAAUAUUCAAUACAAGGCUGAUGUAUGUGGAUCGAACCCGAUGUCUGGUGAUUACAACAUGGUGUGCCAAGCCAUAACAUGCAACUUUCGAACGGGGACCAGCUGCAACUGGAUUUUGAACACCGGCGGUAUGAGUGGCUCCCAAUUCGCCCUCUCCAACCGCCCCAUAGGAGUCGCCAAUAACGUCCUCGUUUCUCCGAGCGUCCUCGGUGAGUACUUUUUGGGUACCGUAAUCCGAGAUCCGAAUCAACCGGUAGCCGUUCUGCAGUCAGCUGACUUCAAACUGCAAAAGCCGUUAGUGAUGAUGCUCGCCCUGAAACGCAGCACCUGGGGGUCAGAAGUGUAUGUGUGCUUCGACGAAUUUUUUCCGACUUUAGACGACUGCAAAUUACUGGCUGGACCGUCGCUUUCUGUGGAGGAGGCAACCAACGUCAAGCGAAUCUAUACGGCUGUUCCGGCCGGAACCGAAAAGGUAUUCAUCGUCGCCAAACACCCCUCAAUUGGUGUAUCCGGGCCAGCUGCAUUCGGAAUCGAAGAUAUCGAGCUUGUAGAUGCAAAUCGUCGUUCAUUGUGCCUGUAGAAAAUAGCUGAUGUAGCUCGCUUUGUAUUCCCUCCAGAAAGAAUGGCUGACAGCAACGUAAAACAGUCGGCGGAAAUCUUGCUUUCGUUGAAAAAUGGUAGUGCUUUAAGUCAUUCCGCGGUUUCUUUCCCCGAGGCCGCUGAUACCGCGGAAUCGUCGCUCCCAAGAGGUCUUGGUUUCAGCCACGAAAAGCCAGCCGAGAAGAACAGGGAUAGCGCGGUCGCCGCAUCCAGCUCCUUUCCCGCUUCUUAUACGCAUUCUGCUGAAAAGUACGGCGCCUCGGCGCUUCUUUGGCCCGUGUCCUUUGGCCAUUGUACCAUCGCGUUUGAUUUUGCGCCAGUUUCUGCCAAAAGCUCGUCAUUCAUCACUAGAUCAGCCGUUGCGUUCUUAGUCUUUGCCCGUCUAUUGGUGUCUGGCUUUUUUACUACGGUUCAUGCGUGCGUAACUUUUCACGUGCUCGAUCGUCUGAAUCAUGUCACGAAUCGUAAAGUUCAACUGUUCGAAAGAGUACAUUGUGGGCUUUUAAGUUUUUAG